AUGGCUCUCUUCAAAACCAAGUCCAGACGAGGAGAAAUGCCUGAGCCUAUCAAGUUUUACUUUAGCAUAAAGGCUUCGGCUGACGCUGUGGUGUACACGUGCUUAAAGUGCAAACAUACAUGUAUUCCAAGCAUGCAUCAAGCAAAUCUGAUGUGCAGCCCACAAAUUCAAACUGGCCGUCAAGCGCUGGGUGAAGGCACAUCCCGCGGUACGCCGCGUCAUUGUAAAGUUGAGCGCUAUAUGUACACAAGCGACGAGCCUCAGGGCAGCGGUUGCACUGUGAGAGCUGACUGA
Phytophthora infestans T30-4 is the source of this 294-nucleotide messenger RNA. RefSeq lists its product as uncharacterized. Bases 1 to 294 code for a protein of 97 amino acids. The record is from RefSeq and is a predicted model, not a curated record. The transcript is spliced from 3 exons. Lineage: Eukaryota; Oomycota; Peronosporomycetes; Peronosporales; Peronosporaceae.